This is a messenger RNA of Setaria italica (foxtail millet), 2927 nucleotides long. Its product is annotated as elongation factor 2. Gene Ontology annotation, cellular component: ribonucleoprotein complex; cytosol. Bases 167 to 2698 code for a protein of 843 amino acids. NCBI's taxonomy places the organism in Eukaryota, Viridiplantae, Streptophyta, Magnoliopsida, Poales, Poaceae. Gene Ontology annotation, biological process: translational elongation. Gene Ontology annotation, molecular function: ribosome binding; GTPase activity; GTP binding. The transcript has 3 exons. The record is from RefSeq and is a predicted model, not a curated record.
CCAGGUGCGUCAACUCCGCCGCUAUAAAUACCCUCAGAGGGCGGCCGCUAGGGUUUUAGUGCUUCUCUCCCGGCGGCGCCUCCACAUCUCGUCUCUCAGAUCGGGAGGCGAAACCCAGCAGGAAAUUAUAUACAUAUUUGUAGUGUGAUCUUCAUAAGAAGUCAAGAUGGUGAAGUUCACAGCGGAAGAGCUCCGUGCCAUCAUGGACAAAAAGAACAACAUUCGUAAUAUGUCCGUUAUUGCUCAUGUGGACCACGGCAAGUCUACCCUUACAGAUUCCCUUGUGGCAGCUGCUGGGAUUAUUGCCCAGGAAGUUGCUGGUGAUGUCCGCAUGACUGAUACACGUGCAGAUGAAGCAGAGCGUGGUAUUACAAUCAAAUCCACCGGUAUUUCUCUGUACUAUGAGAUGACUGAUGAGUCACUGAAGAGUUACAAGGGUGAGAGAGAUGGUAACCAGUACUUGAUCAACCUUAUCGACUCACCUGGGCAUGUUGAUUUUUCUUCGGAAGUCACAGCUGCCCUUCGUAUCACCGAUGGUGCUCUAGUGGUGGUUGACUGUAUUGAAGGUGUCUGUGUGCAAACUGAAACUGUGCUCCGCCAGGCUCUUGGUGAGAGGAUUAGGCCAGUGCUUACUGUGAACAAGAUGGACAGGUGUUUCCUUGAGCUUCAGGUUGAGGGUGAGGAAGCCUACCAGACUUUCUCCCGUGUCAUUGAGAAUGCCAAUGUCAUUAUGGCAACAUAUGAAGAUAAGCUCCUUGGUGAUGUCCAAGUCUACCCGGAGAAGGGAACUGUUGCUUUCUCUGCUGGUCUGCACGGCUGGGCCUUUACCCUCACCAACUUUGCCAAGAUGUAUGCUUCGAAGUUUGGAGUUGAUGAAACUAAGAUGAUGGAGAGGCUCUGGGGUGAGAACUUCUUUGACCCAGCGACAAAGAAGUGGACCACCAAGAACACAGGCUCUGCUACCUGCAAGAGAGGAUUUGUUCAGUUCUGCUAUGAGCCAAUCAAGCAAAUCAUCAACACCUGCAUGAAUGACCAGAAGGAUAAGUUGUGGCCCAUGCUUCAAAAGCUUAAUGUUACCAUGAAGUCUGAUGAGAAGGAAUUGGUUGGCAAGGCUUUGAUGAAGCGUGUUAUGCAAACUUGGCUUCCAGCUAGUACUGCACUGCUUGAGAUGAUGAUAUUCCACCUUCCUUCCCCAUCAAAGGCACAAAAGUAUCGUGUGGAGAACUUGUACGAGGGACCCCUUGAUGAUAUCUAUGCUACUGCUAUCAGGAACUGUGAUCCGGAGGGUCCUCUUAUGCUGUAUGUUUCUAAGAUGAUUCCAGCAUCUGACAAGGGCAGGUUCUUUGCCUUUGGUCGUGUCUUCUCUGGGAAGGUUGCUACUGGUAUGAAGGUUAGGAUCAUGGGUCCCAACUAUGUCCCUGGCCAGAAGAAGGAUCUGUACGUCAAGAGUGUCCAGCGUACUGUUAUCUGGAUGGGAAAGAAACAAGAGUCUGUUGAGGAUGUUCCUUGUGGUAACACUGUUGCUAUGGUUGGUCUGGAUCAGUUCAUCACGAAGAAUGCUACACUCACCAAUGAGAAGGAGGUUGAUGCAUGCCCAAUCAGAGCAAUGAAGUUCUCUGUCUCCCCUGUUGUGCGCGUUGCUGUUCAGUGCAAGGUUGCCUCUGACCUACCCAAGCUCGUUGAAGGUUUGAAGCGUCUGGCAAAGUCUGAUCCUAUGGUCCUCUGUACAAUUGAAGAAUCUGGUGAGCAUAUUAUUGCUGGAGCUGGUGAGCUUCACCUUGAGAUUUGCCUGAAGGAUCUGCAGGAAGACUUCAUGGGUGGUGCUGAAAUUAUUGUUUCUCCUCCUGUUGUCUCUUUCCGUGAAACUGUUCUUGAGAAAUCCUGCCGAACAGUCAUGAGCAAGUCCCCCAACAAGCACAACCGUCUUUACAUGGAAGCCCGUCCCUUGGAAGAGGGUCUCCCUGAGGCUAUUGAUGAGGGCCGCAUUGGUCCACGUGAUGAUCCCAAGGUACGCUCCAAGAUCCUCUCUGAGGAGUUUGGUUGGGACAAGGAUCUUGCCAAGAAGAUUUGGUGCUUUGGACCUGAGACCACUGGCCCGAACAUGGUUGUUGAUAUGUGUAAGGGAGUGCAGUACCUCAAUGAAAUCAAGGAUUCUGUUGUGGCUGGCUUCCAGUGGGCCUCAAAGGAGGGUGCACUGGCCGAGGAGAACAUGCGUGGCAUCUGCUUUGAGGUCUGUGAUGUUGUUCUUCAUGCUGAUGCAAUUCACAGGGGUGGUGGCCAGGUCAUUCCAACUGCCAGGAGGGUUAUUUAUGCUUCUCAGCUCACUGCCAAGCCAAGGCUGCUCGAGCCAGUUUACCUUGUGGAGAUCCAGGCCCCAGAAAAUGCACUUGGUGGUAUCUAUGGUGUUCUGAACCAGAAGAGAGGGCACGUGUUUGAGGAGAUGCAGAGGCCUGGUACCCCGCUCUACAACAUCAAGGCUUACCUCCCUGUCAUCGAGUCCUUCGGGUUCUCCAGCCAACUGAGGGCUGCAACCUCUGGCCAGGCGUUCCCUCAGUGUGUGUUUGACCACUGGGACAUGAUGGGCUCUGAUCCUCUGGAGGCCGGCUCCCAGGCUGCUCAGCUGGUGUUGGAUAUCCGCAAGAGGAAGGGUCUCAAGGAGCAGAUGACCCCUCUUUCUGAGUUCGAGGACAAGCUCUAAAUUUUGGUGGUUUGUGCUGCUGUUACCCAUGCUGGUUUCAUGGCCAAUUCGUCUACUGUAACGGGAACUACUUUCAUGUUUCAUUUCCUUUAGUUGUCAGAUGCAUCUGUUUUUGAACAUCAUUGGCCAUAUGGCAUUGUGCUGCUAAGACUGUAUUUUGUUAUCCGGUUGUGAUGUAACAGAUGAAAUAGAGUUCGUAUCUGUGGUUUAAGUGGUAGUAUUUGCGGUA